CCCCAAUAGUAGUUAGUUUAGACACCACUUGGUGGCUCCCACAUCUACGUCGCGAUCGUGAAUUAAAAUAACGCGAAUUAAAAUAAUAGUUCGAAGGAUGGAAUUUGUCUAGAAGUGAUGGUGAAGAAUUGGUGAAAAAAUGACUAAAAAAAUGUUUUAAAAAGUUGAUGAAGUACUUGAACAAUUGUGGUACUUCUUUCCAUCUUUGACAAUGGUGGAAAGGACAGAAGAGGAGGGGAUUCCCCCGGACGUAUCGAAGACUGUUCUUGAAGUUCUUGGGAAUUAUUCUGACGUGAACAGCAGUCGUGAGGCUACGAAUGUUGACGAGCUGAUGCCGAUGGUAAGAAGGUCUUUGCGCGGAUACAAAAACCGCGACAGUUCUUCAAUUUUGAACGACGAUGACGGCCCCAGGCCGCAUCCUGGCAGACUAUCGAGAUCGCUGAUCAAAGCAUCAGUCAAGCGAAAGAGGAUUGACGACGGUGGUGGGGGUGUUGAGGGUCCUGAUGAGGUUCUGAAGAGGAUUGGGGUCCCCAGGAGCAGGAGGAGUUCUGUGUUCGGUGGGAAGAAGUCUGUGGGGGCAGGAGAAUCCUCCUCGGAGGGAGGGGAUCGGACCAGGGGGGGCGAUGGGGCUGGAGGUGGGCCUGGGGGGGAUCCUCUGGGGAUGACUUCCCCGAGAGCAGGCGCAGGGAGGCGUCCUUCGGCCGAUGAGAAGCUGAUCGUGACCCCGGCGAAGGCCAGGGGGUUCUCCAUCAACUCGGAUGUGGAGUACGAGAGGGUCUGUGAGUCUGUCAACAGCCAGGACGACUUCUCCUUCGAGGGGGUGCCCUUCUUCAACAACUUCGAUGUUAUCAAUGAGAUUCUGGAUGACAAGGUGAUGGCCAGUCUCCUCGAAGACGACAAGCCCAGAGACAGCCCGUACGACGUCAAUAAUCAGGAGAAUUCUCACAAUAAUGACGACGAUGACGAACCCCACGAAGAAGAAGAAGAAGACGAAGAAGAAAAUGCCUCCCCCGAAGCCCCGCGAAGGUCCUCGCGUCCGAGACCCCAGGAAUACCUGGACCUGGAGGACUCAGAACUCGAGGAAAUUCUGGAGGAGCCCACGGAGGAGCCCCUCCCCGCCGCGGUGAUCCUCAAACUCCGGAAGAUAACCGUAAAACUGGAGCACCCAGUGCCGCCCCAGCACGAGAUAGAGCAGGGUACAAUCCGCAGAGGCCCAAACCCCGAAGAGAGGCUCCAGUUCCAGAAGUACUGCACCCUGAAGGAGGGCAGAUUCUCCCCCGAGGAGAACAAAAUCCUCAAGAACAACUGGAAACGAUUCUGCGAGGUGCACGACCUGGACAUCCCCCAGACCCACUUCUUCAAGUGCAAAUACCAGGGGAGGAUGUACAUAGAGAGUGUCGAGGAGAGGAGGAACUUCAUCAAGUUCCUGGCCCGCGGAUUGCCCUGGAGGACGCUGCGAGCUGUCUACGUCAGGUUCAAAAUGAUGUUCGGGUUUAGAAGGCAAGCCAAGUCCAAGAGGUACACUGAGCAGGACGACGAGAAGAUCGUGAGGUACAUGGAGUGCAAACCCCCCCUGAGGAAGUCGCAGGUGUUGUCCAGGUUGCUGGGGAGGCCCUACGCGUCGAUCUACCAGAGGUACCUCCAGCUGAGGAGGCGGAGGGAGGGGAAUCCCCCCAGGAGGAGGGUCACGUGGACUCUGGGGCUGAUGGAGGAGUUCCUGAAGAAUCUCCUGGACGUGACAAUCAGUGAGGACGUCAGGGACCUCAAGGACGCGAUGAUUCCGAAGGUCGUUUGGCUGAAACUCGAGGAGCUCAUGAACAUCGAGUUCAGUGUGCUGAAGAACUUCUGGAUGAUGCAGCUGCAUGGGCAACUCUUCUUCCCGAGGACCAUUUAUUUCAACGAGAUUAAGAUCAUGCUGAUUGAGUAUCUUUAUGGGAGGGGCAUCACGGACGUCGAGGAGCUCGAGUGGGCGAGGGUCGGCAGGUGCUUCGAUGGGUUGACAACGCAAUUCCUGAGGAAGAUGUGUCCCAGGGUCAUGAAGACAGGGAGGACCAGGUCCAUGGGGGAUCUCGUUGAGAGGCUCUAUGAGGAGAAGAUUCCCAUUUUGAAGGUCGUGAAGGAGGACAGCUACUUGCCGAGGGUCAAGUGGGAGGCGGGGAGGCUGAGGGUUGUUGAUGAAUUUGGGGAUGGAAUUUCGUAAUUUUUUCCACAAUUUUUCCAAUUGCCUCAUCUGUCCUCUUCCCCAUUGAUUAAUCUGAAGAAUUGUCCAUAAAUACGCUCCUUCGAUUUAUUCUCGAUUAUUACCUCUUCAAAUGCAACAAUAUUCGCUACAAAAGGGCUAUUUUUGCACAAUGGAAUCGUCUGAGGUAUUCAAAAAUAUGAAUAAUUAAAAAUGAUGUCAAUUAUAAUUAGUCAAUUAUUGCAUUAAAAAAUCGCAACAAUGUGAUUCCACUGGGAUAUCCUGAAUUAAUUGAAAAAUCCUUUAUUCUCGACACCCUUACAAUGUUGAAGGACUUGGGGGAUAAAAUAAUCCUGUGUAAAUGCAUUGUAAAUUUAUUAUCGUUAUUUUAUAACCCUCGAUUAAAUAAUUUAGUUAACAGUCGACUUCUUGGAUUCUUUUUCAAUGGCCCGUUCCUUGGCCUUCUGGUACAGGGGGACGAGCUUGCCUUCCUUGGCGAGUAGUUUGAGCAGUUCCAUGAUAAGGGGGAGGUAGUUGUGCUUUCUCCUGAUGUUCUCGAUCUUGUAUCUCUGGGAUUUGUUGUUCUCCUCUUCUAUCAGGGAUUGGAGACGCGCUAUUUCCACUGGAUCUGUGCAAUUUGACUUUUUUCUCUCGUACAGCAUCUUCCGGUCGGAUACUAUGGCCAUCAAGUUGAAGUGAAUUUCUCCCUCGUUGUAUCUGGGUGAAUGAUCAAUAUUUUUAUUUAUUUAUGAGUUUGGGGGUGAAUCAGAUCGAGAGCAAUUGGGAUUAUUGUCGAUACACAAAGUUUAGGGGACUUUAAAGCAGCUCUACCCUUCGGCCGGGCUACGCUGUACUUUUGGAUAUUUUCAGUUUUUAAUUUUUCAAUUAAAUUGCAUGGAAAAAAUUUGAACAAAUUUAUACCCAGUCAGUAUUAUCUUAAUUAAAUUUCGCAGGAUACUGAUAUUUUUGCAAACAUUUCCCUCUUAUAAGAAAAUAAUAAAGCUUGUUUGCAAAACGGUGGAUUAUUUUUCAUGAGGUGUCAAAAAAAUCUUGAUUUUUUCACAUUGUUAGAAAUCCAACCCACAUUUCUAUAAGAAUCGAUUCGAAUUAGCCAAAACUAACAAAUAUGGUCGGUUCCGAACUUGACCGAGGGGCCGACUGGCGAACGCUAUCAAAUCUGAAAAGUCAGUAAUAAAUCGUACUCGUAACUGAACCCACGUCGUUCGUUAUCAUCAAAAUCACGCAGAAAGUCAGCACGGAAAUCAACAACUAUUACCGAACGUUAUCAUCUGAAAUAAACAUACAGUCCACUAAAUAAUCGAAGCUCAACAA
Messenger RNA from Diachasma alloeum, 3511 nucleotides. RefSeq lists its product as uncharacterized. NCBI's taxonomy places the organism in Eukaryota, Metazoa, Arthropoda, Insecta, Hymenoptera, Braconidae. Bases 212 to 2200 code for a protein of 662 amino acids. The transcript has 2 exons. Gene Ontology annotation, molecular function: RNA polymerase II cis-regulatory region sequence-specific DNA binding; DNA-binding transcription factor activity, RNA polymerase II-specific. Gene Ontology annotation, cellular component: nucleus. Gene Ontology annotation, biological process: regulation of transcription by RNA polymerase II. The record is from RefSeq and is a predicted model, not a curated record.